This is a messenger RNA of Rana temporaria (common frog), 1816 nucleotides long. RefSeq lists its product as uncharacterized. NCBI's taxonomy places the organism in Eukaryota, Metazoa, Chordata, Amphibia, Anura, Ranidae. Bases 281 to 1759 code for a protein of 492 amino acids. The record is from RefSeq and is a predicted model, not a curated record. The transcript has 8 exons.
AAUCAACUGCAGAGAACCAGGAAAUCUUCUAGAGUCUACAGAGAAGUUUCGAAGGGAAAUAACAAGUCUAACAGCAUCGUAAACCUUUUUCGUCUUCCAUCUCCACGUAUUCUAUGUACAGCUGAAGCUAAAUUUUGGGAUGAGAAAAUUAAGGUUGCCCAACUCUGAUCUAUUUAUUUUUUUGGGGACGGAUUUAGGACUUCAAUGUUUGAAUUUUUUGUAACACGUAUAACGUUAUGAGCGAUAAAGGGAACCGACGUGUUUCGAAGACUUUGGCUUAAUGGAAGGAGUCAGUAAAAGCCUCACCAAAAAAAGUUAUGAAAAACCCCAAAAAACCAAAUAUUCACUUGUAGCAUGCCUUGUCUGCCUGAUAUUUACAAAAGAAGCCAAAGCUUUCUGUAUGGAGAAGACAUACCUGUCUGCUACAGAAGGAAGACCUGUGGUUCUUGGUCCUGAAGUGGCCAUAACAGAAGAGGUAUCAUUCAUCCUUUGGAUAAGAGAUGACGAUACUGAAAUUGCAUCAAUACGACAUCCUAAAGAAAGUGCUAUUAUUCGAAAUAACGGAAAUGGUGAUAAAGUAAACAUCUCUCACGAUGGUUCCUUAACUAUAAAUAAUUUCACUGUGGAAGACCAAGGAACGUAUACUGUUAUGAUAAAGCAAGUGAAUAAAUCAGACUGCAACCAUACGUUUUAUGUCAGCGUGUCUGAACAAUCAUCAUGUGGAGACAUAAGAGAUGUGACAGGAAGAGAGGAGGAAGAGAUAACUUUACCGCUUGACGGGGACGGAGUACAAGUAAAAAUUGUGUACUGGCUUUCACCCAGUGGGGAACUUCUUGCCAAAACCAAACCAGGUGGAUACAUCCAAGCUCAAAGUAAUUAUAAUAGGAGGCUGAAAACUCUUGCGGACAGUUCUUUAACCAUAAUGAAAUUAACUACAGAAGAUCAAGGAAUCUACGUGGCAAAUGUGUAUAUGAACAGCGGAAAACGUUGCUCCCAGAAGUAUAAUGUCAUCGUUUCUGGUGUGACUCCUGAAACAGCAAAUAUGAAAACAGUCUAUGUAUUUUCCUCUGAGGAGCAGGAGGUAACUCUACCAUUUCCUGAACUUUUAAUGGACCAAGUGGAAGACGUUUUCUGGAUGAAGGACUAUGCUCAACAUAUCGCCACAACAUUUAUGAACGAGUCUCUGCACAUCCUAGACUCCAGGUAUCAAGGAAGAUUGAACAGCACUAGUGAUGGCUCCCUGAUUAUCCAUGAUCUACGUGUGGAAGACAGAGGAAAAUACUCAGCCGAUAUACAUCUGACCAAUAAAGAACUUUAUACAGAAAUAUAUCAUCUCACCAUUUACAGAAAAUCAUACUACAUUCCACUUGGGAGAAGGAACAUUACUGUUACAGAAGGGGGAGACCUGAAUUUACAAAAUGAUUUACAAGGAAUCCAAUCGAUUGACUGGCUCGCACCAAGGUGGAAUCGAUUUGCUGUAACUAAGCAAGAUGGAACAAUGUGCAUUUACAACGAGAAUUACUCUGACCGACUGUCCAGCCUAAAGGAUGGCUCCAUAACCAUAAAAAGAGUAACGAAGAAAGAUGAAGGAAUCUACAGAGCUCAUAUGUUUUCACAUAAUGGAACGUUGCUGGAGCUCGAGUACCAAGUCUAUAUUCAAAGUAUGUGUAGUAACAGUCAAAAGAUAUUUUUACUAAUACAACAUGAUUUGAUUUUAUUAUCACGUUUUCUGUUCAUUUCAAGAAUGGUUGGCAUGUAAAAGGAAAUUUAAUUGAAUGCAGGAUCUUGCUGAAACUGUGAUUCCUAAAGGAACUCA